This is a messenger RNA of Aspergillus udagawae, 963 nucleotides long. RefSeq names its product putative ubiquitin-conjugating enzyme. The record is from RefSeq and is a predicted model, not a curated record. The transcript is spliced from 4 exons. Bases 1 to 963 code for a protein of 320 amino acids. NCBI's taxonomy places the organism in Eukaryota, Fungi, Ascomycota, Eurotiomycetes, Eurotiales, Aspergillaceae.
AUGUCCUCAUCCAGAUUACCACAUAUCCCUGCUCUACGUAGACAACAACUCCUGCUUGAAUUUGCCAGCUUGAAACAUGCAGCUCCCCCGGGAAUCUACAUUUCCAUCACGCCAGGCGAUCCUACUCUGUGGUCUGGCGUGAUAUUUGUGCGGUCGGGCCCCUAUGCCUCUGCUGUCCUCCGAUUCCAGAUUCGAUUUCCCGACUCCUAUCCCGAGCUUCCACCCCUCGUCACCUUUUCGACUGACGUUUUCCAUCCUUUAAUUGUACCCCUUACUACAUAUACCUUCAGUACGGGCGCGUCGACCGAAGACCCUGUUAGCGCGACGGACGAGGAGCGACUACCCCCCGGUGGCUUCAGUCUCCGACAUGGCUUCCCUCACUGGUUUGGGAGGGCAAGGAAGACAGGACGACAGUCAACGGGUUCAUCCAGGCCAGUGAGUGCGAAUGGACGGAAUGCUGGUGAAGAGGAGACGACAACGGCGGAUGGCCCUUCUUCUCCCUCCUCACGUCAGCCCAAUGGUGCAGAGGAAGGCGAGAAUCUCACCAAGGACAAAGGAUCCGCUUCGGACGCAAGAAAAACGGUACCAGUAGCAGUGCUACUGAACUAUAUCAGAUCAACGUUUGACGAUGAGAACGUCCUCGACACUUUGCCUCUCGAGGCCGCGGGAAACCCAAGCGCGUGGCACGCAUGGAAGGCACACAGAAGAGAAAAUAGUGAAUCGGCGACGAGCAAUUCCAAACGAGGGAGUCCGCAGGCUCGGCUUCCUGGUGAUUGGCACUGGGACGGUAUUUGGGCGAAGCGUGUUCACUAUGAGAUUGAGGCUAGUCAUUCGGAUCAAAUAUUGUUUGGAAAUGCUCGCGGGGCCACCGAUGAGAUGAUACGCUUCUCUCGUUUGGAUGAUGCCACGUUGGCUUCGAUCAAAGAGAUGAUAAUUCCUUCAGUCGGGGACGCACAUGAAUAG